This is a messenger RNA of Ahaetulla prasina, 1511 nucleotides long. Its product is annotated as interferon-gamma-inducible GTPase 10-like. Gene Ontology annotation, cellular component: membrane. NCBI's taxonomy places the organism in Eukaryota, Metazoa, Chordata, Lepidosauria, Squamata, Colubridae. Gene Ontology annotation, molecular function: GTP binding; GTPase activity. The transcript has a single exon. The coding region runs from base 1 to 1230 and encodes 409 amino acids. The record is from RefSeq and is a predicted model, not a curated record.
AUGGGCAAUAUAUUUCCAAAAGACGAUGUAAGGAGAGAAUUUGAAGAUUUAAAGAGUGAUUUGAAUCGAGGAAAAAUCCCCGAAGCAGCAGCUGAAUUCCGAGGAUAUAUAAAUGAAAUGCAAAACCUGCCACUCAAUAUUGCAGUUGUUGGAAAGGCCGGUGCUGGGAAAUCCUCCUUCAUUAAUGCCGUCUGGGGCAUAAAUGAUGAUGAUGAUGAAGCAGCCGAGGUCUGGACAGUUGAGGAAACCAAAAUGCCAAAGGCCUAUUCCCACCCCUCUUUUCCCAACAUAACGAUAUGGGAGCUACCAGAGAUCAGAGAACGUAAUUCUAAGGCAGCUGAAUAUUUCGAGAAGGUUCAGUUUGAAAGAUACGAUGUCUUUAUUAUGCUUGUCACUGACCGCUUUACUGAAAAUGAUGCUUUCCUGGCAAAGGAAAUACAAAGAAUGAGGAAGAAGUUUUAUUAUGUGCAUUCUAAAAUAGAUCUCAGUAUUGAAGGCGAAAGGAGGAAAAGGAAUUUCAAGAUGGAGAAAACCCUGGAGACCAUCAGGAAUUAUUGUGAAGAUAAUUUGAAAGAGUCAUCUGAGCUCCCUGAGAGGGUAUUUCUGAUAUCCAACCUGCAUGUACAUAUGUAUGAAUUCCCUCUCCUGAGAGAGAAAAUGGCCGCCGAACUUCCUGAUUACAAGAAACACAUUUUAACUCUGGCUGGGCAGUUUUUUUCAGAGAAUAAUUUGAUGGACAAAAAGAUUAAAAUGAACUCAUAUAUAGAGAGGUUUGCAAAGUUAUCUUGGGUUUGUGGAGCAGCAAUUGUUUGGCCCCUCUCUCUAGCUUGUGAUAUUGGAAUCCUAAUGGUUGCAUGGGAAUGGUUCUGGAAGGUGUUUGGCUUAGACAAGAGCUCCCUCCGCUUUCUGGCACUUCAGACGGGAAAAGGGUUUAAAGAGCUGAAAUCGGGGAACCGGGAAAGGCCAUUAGUCAGUACCGUCCAUGCACAGCUGGUAUUUUUUCUCCUUCUGAAGUCUGCUUUUUGGGUUAUGCUCCCAUCUGUGAAAUAUUUGGGGACCUCUCUUGCUGAAACUGUGUCGGUUAUGAAACUGGUUCUUGAUUACAUGCCUGGAAUCGGGUCUGUAUUUGAUGGAGUGAGUUCAUAUGCUUUCAUGCAUUAUUUUCUGAACAGAUUUCUUGGCAAUGCGGUGGAGGAUGCCCAGAACGUUCGAGAAAAGCUUCUUAAGUGAUCAAAGUCCCCGUGAAAGAUCCAAGGAGCCAUCCUCCCCUCUUUGAAGGAGAACAUUUCAUCCCAAUGAGAAGAAAGGGAAGAAAAUAAGAAUAUGCUUUAUUACCUUAUUAGAACUGUCUAUUUGCUCGCUUGUUAUUCUCAGAUUGCAGUAUGUGCUUGGUCAGUUUAAGAGGCAAAUAAAUCUUUUUUUUUCUGCAGAUGUCUCCAAGGAAAAUUAGAAAUUAAGUGUUUAUCCAUAUUGUUUCGUUAGCUUUUUUCCUACUCCACGUGUAACAAUCA